AUGCUGCUUGUCUUUGUGAGAAUUGAAGCAGCCUCGGGAGGAGGAGAAGUUGGUUUCACCUAUAAUGGAUUCAGCCAUGUUGACGUGGGGCUGAACGGCAUAGCCGAGAUCAAUUCCAAUGGCCUCCUCAUCUUGGCCAAUGGCCAGAGACAGCAGCAGGGCCGUGCCUUCUAUGUUAGCCCGAUUCAAUUCCUCGAUCCAUCCUCCUCCUCAUCAUCAGGUGGCUCCACUGCGGAGGCUCUCUCCUUCUCUACCACUUUUGUCUUUGCCAUCAUCCCCCAGUUGUCCGAUUUGAGCGGUCACGGGAUCGCCUUUUUCAUCGCACCCACAAGUGGCCUCCCAUCUACUAAUCUUCCAAGCCAAUAUUUGGGCCUCUUCAACGAAAACAACGUUGGCAAUUCAAACAAUCAUAUAUUCGCAGUCGAGCUCGACACCAUACAGAACCCAGAAUUCAAUGAUAUCAACGACAACCAUGUUGGUAUCGAUAUCAAUGGAUUGGAAUCUGUUGCUUCCGCUCCGGCGUCCUAUUUCGAUAAGAUUAACGGUCGAUUUGUAAAUCUAAGCCUCAUCAGUGGCGAAUCCAUGCAAGUCUGGGUUGAUUACGAUGGUGUACACAAGCAUCUCAACGUCACAUUAGCUCCAUUCAACGUUUCUAAACCGGAUCUUCCCCUCUUGUCUCUGUCUCUCGAUCUUUCUCCGGUCAUAAAUGACUCCAUGUUCGUCGGUUUGUCAUCCUCUACUGGUUCCGUUAAUACAUCCCACUAUGUGUUGGGAUGGAGCUUCAAGCUGAACGGGCGAGCUGAAGAACUCAAUCUCAACCAACUUCCCACGCUACCCGGCCGACAAGUAUCCUACCAUAUUAACUCGAAACAACCGUCUAUUCUGAUUAUCGGGCUUCCUGUAGUUGCCGCUGCUUUAGUAUUGUUGGCUACAAUCUUUGGCAUCCUGAUUAUUGUGAAAAGAAAGAGAAAAUUUGCUUAUGUGCUUGAAGAAUGGGAACUUGGUUAUGGGCCUCAUAGGUUCAAUUAUAAAGAUCUCUACGUGGCCACCAAGGGGUUUAAGCAAGAGGAGCUGCUGGGAACUGGCGGCUUUGGUAGGGUGUAUAGAGGCGUAUUACCCACCUCCAAAAUCGAAGUUGCAGUCAAGAAAAUCUCCCAUGAGUCCAGACAGGGGAUUAGGGAAUUUGUUGCUGAGAUCGUUAGCAUCGGUAAACUACGGCAUCGGAAUCUAGUAACGCUCUUGGGGUAUUGCCGGUGGCGUAAAGGAGAACUCCUUUUGGUUUAUGAAUGCAUGACAAACGGAAGUCUAGACAAGUUCCUAUUCGAUCCAUCUAUGCCGGUGCUGAAUUGGAGUCAGAGGUUUCGAAUCAUUCGAGGUGUAGCAUCUGCUCUGUUUUAUCUACACGAAGAAUGGGAACAGGUUGUGGUUCACAGAGACGUCAAGUCCAGUAAUGUUCUAUUGGAUGGGGAAUUCAAUGCAAGAUUAGGAGAUUUUGGACUUGCGAGAUUGUAUGGCCAUGGAGCUGAACCUCAAACAACACAUGUGGCUGGGACGCUAGGUUUUCUUGCACCCGAACUUUCAAGAACCGGCAAGGCCAACACGAGCACAGACGUGUUUGCAUUCGGGACUUUUAUGUUAGAAGUUGGUUGUGGACGGAGGCCAAUAAAUCCAAGAGCAUCAGCAGAUGAGGAUGUGGUGUUGGUGGAUUGGGUGUUCAAUUGCUGGAGCAGAGGGGCAAUUCUUGACGCAGUGGAUUCAAAAUUGGGAUUGAACUACGAAGAGAAGGAAAUGAAGGUGGUGUUGAGUCUUGGAUUGCUUUGCUCUAAUUGGGUACCCACAGCAAGACCAACAAUGCGACAAGUUAUGCAGUAUUUGGAGGGAGAACUUCCUCUACCAAAUCUUUCAUCAUCUCUUAGUCUCAGUGCUAAUGGCGUAACACCUGUGGUUGCCGAAGGUUUUGAUGAUUUUGUAAUCCCUCUAUCACCGUCCGUUUCAGAAUGGAUACCCUCUGGAGGACGUUGAUUCU
Molecule: messenger RNA, 2026 nt
Organism: Telopea speciosissima
Lineage: Eukaryota; Viridiplantae; Streptophyta; Magnoliopsida; Proteales; Proteaceae
Product: L-type lectin-domain containing receptor kinase IV.1-like
Exons: 1
Coding region: 1-2022 (673 amino acids)
Biological process (GO): protein phosphorylation
Cellular component (GO): plasma membrane
Molecular function (GO): carbohydrate binding; ATP binding; protein kinase activity
Source: RefSeq, a predicted model, not a curated record